Camellia sinensis is the source of this 726-nucleotide messenger RNA. NCBI's taxonomy places the organism in Eukaryota, Viridiplantae, Streptophyta, Magnoliopsida, Ericales, Theaceae. The record is from RefSeq and is a predicted model, not a curated record.
AUGAAGCUGUCUAAAGAAGAUAAGAAAACUAUUCCUGUGUGGGUGAAAUUCUUCAAUGUACCAUUGGAAUAUUGGGAUAGGGAUGGUUUAAGUAGGAUAGCUAGUGCAGUGGGGGUUCCAUUGUUUAUGGAUCAACUUACAUCUUCAGGUAGCCGAAUUUCUUUUGCUAGAGUUUGUGUGGAUAUUCCAACAACCUCUGCUUUCCCUGACAGUUUUGCCCUCACUAGUGGGGAUGAUUCUGUUCCUAUUCAUGUGGAGUAUCAAGGUGUUCCCUCUCAAUGUCUACAUUGCCAAGUCUUUGGGCAUGAUACAAAGACUUGUCUUUCUGCUCAAGUGGAAAAACUUGUUGAGUUACAGAAGAAUACUGAGGAAAAGGUGGAAUCUGUUGGGGGCUGGAUGAAAGUAAGGGAUGAGGGUAAACGAAAAGUUGGUGACCACUCAUCUCCUAUCAAAAAUGUCCAUGUUGAUGAAACCAGUUCAUCUGCCACAAAGGGAAAUGAUAUGAUAGCUGCAUUCCAAUCUGAGGUUGUGGAAAUUGCAAAAAUCAUAAACCCAGCAGUAGAGGAUUUUAUUAGAAGCAUUGAGCAUGUGGAUAAAGUGGAAGUGAGAGCAAAUUCACCAGAAAUCCAGGGAAGUAAGGGAGAUAGUGGAACAAAUAUGGGUAGUGCAACCAAGAAUAGGUCUUCUGGCAGAACUUCAGGAGGCCAGAGGAUGAAAAAGAGGUAA